AUGGCAUUACAUGCCAUUAUGAAUGCUGUGAUUGGUGUUUUUCGUCUGUACUUGUUCAUCACCUCCACGUUUCGCCGUCCGGAGCCUCGUCCGGAAUUGUCUCCGAAUCCAGACUUUUACCAGUCGCGCAUAAACAAUAUCAAUAGGCUUGUACGGGGUAAUGACGUGGACUGCCACGAGCAAUUGAGGGUGAAUAGGUCUAUUGAGACAAUAAGUAGGCAUUUCAAUGCUGUACUCCAAGCUGUCUUGCGCCUUCACCGAAUGCUUCUAGUGACGCCCGAGCCUAUACCUGCUAACUACCAAGACACUAGGUGGAAUUGGUUUCAGAAUUGUCUAGGAGCAUUGGAUGGGACAUACGUCCCAGUAAAUCCCCCGGCCGUUGAUAGGCCAAGAUAUAGGUCGAGGAAGGGUGAAAUUUCUACAAAUGUCUUAGGUGUUUGUACGCGGGAUCUAAAAUUUGUUUACGUAUUGUCUGGUUGGGAAGGAUCGGCCACUGACUCUAGAAUCCUUGGGAACGCCAUGGAAAGACCCCACGGUCUCAGAGUCCCCCAUGGACAAUAUUACCUUGUUGAUGCUGGCUAUACCAAUGGGAACGGUUUUCUAGCACCAUACCGUGGCCAACGAUACCACAUUAAUAUUUGGAGGCAAGGUCAUCUACCAACAAGCAAAGAGGAGUUCUUCAACAUGAAACACUCCGCCGCUAGGAAUUGCAUUGAGAGAAGCUUUGGGGUUCUCAAGAAGCGGUUUGCAAUUUUGAGAUCUCCCUCCUUUUACCCAAUAAGGACUCAAUGUCGUAUCGUGUCAGCAUGUUGUCUUCUUCAUAACCUAAUUAAGAGAGAGAUGCCCAACGAUCCAAUUGAACACGAGUACACAGCGUGGGAACUAGCACAUAUCAACGAUGUCCCUGUUGAUGAUCACAUUGGUGCCGUAGAGAGUUCCAAUGAGUGGACCGCAGGGAGGGAUGCUCUUGCGGCAGCCAUGUAUAACCAAUGGUUAGCCAAUGGUGGGGGACAAGUGGAGGGCAUCCUUCCUUGA
Messenger RNA from Rhododendron vialii, 1035 nucleotides. RefSeq lists its product as uncharacterized. The transcript is spliced from 4 exons. NCBI's taxonomy places the organism in Eukaryota, Viridiplantae, Streptophyta, Magnoliopsida, Ericales, Ericaceae. The coding region runs from base 1 to 1035 and encodes 344 amino acids. The record is from RefSeq and is a predicted model, not a curated record.